Tuber melanosporum (Perigord truffle) is the source of this 4119-nucleotide messenger RNA. RefSeq lists its product as uncharacterized. The record is from RefSeq and is a predicted model, not a curated record. Lineage: Eukaryota; Fungi; Ascomycota; Pezizomycetes; Pezizales; Tuberaceae. The coding region runs from base 1 to 3024 and encodes 1007 amino acids. Gene Ontology annotation, molecular function: nucleotidyltransferase activity. Gene Ontology annotation, biological process: RNA 3'-end processing. The transcript has 5 exons.
AUGGCUGGAAGGAGGAACGAGUCUGGACCGCCGAUGACGCUAUCUCAUGCACGGCCUCCUUUUAAAAACCAGAGGGCAAGUUCAUCAGCCCAAUCCAAUUCGUUGCCUUCUACACCAAACCACCAUCCUCGUCAGGCUAAUGGAGCUUCUCGGAGCCCUUCACCAACGUCUGCUCUUGAUUCGCCAAGGUCGGCGGCAUCAGAGCCACUAAUUCCAUCUAUCCAGAAGGCGCCAGUGGUAUCGCCUAGAACAUGUAUUUAUGAGACAGGGCUGGCUAACAUCCGAAGGCGGAUGCCAUACUCUUUGGGAAUCGACAAGCUUGGAAACGAGAAGCCAAAAGCCGAAAGGCUGUCUGUCGAACAGGAAGGGAAAUUUACGGAAGAUAUAAAGAGUUUAUUCGAGACAUUGAAGCCGAGCGAAGCUAGCGGGGAUCGGAGGCGGAGAUUUUUGGAAAAACUUGAGAGGUUGCUGAAUAGGGAGUGGCCAGGUCAUGAUAUACAAGUGCACGCUUUUGGAUCAACUGAGAAUCACCUUUGCAUGAUUGAUUCAGAUAUUGAUGUGUGUAUAAAGACUAGUUGGGAUGGACUCAAGUCGACAUGUUACUUGGCAGCGAGGCUUGCUAAAUGUGGCAUGGAACGGGUGGUUUGUGUGCCUGGAGCCAAGGUUCCAAUCGUAAAGAUCUGGGACCCUGAGUAUCAGGUUGCAUGUGACAUGAAUGUCAACAGCACUUUGGCCUUGGAUAAUACUAAGAUGAUUAAAACCUAUGUUGAGAUUGAUGAGCGGGUUCGACCGCUUGCCAUGAUCAUCAAACAUUGGACAAAAAAACGGGUAUUAAACGAUGCUGCUGGCGGUGGAACCUUGAGCUCCUACACCUGGAUUUGUAUGAUUUUAAACUUCCUACAGACUAGAGAUCCACCUAUCCUGCCCGCUUUACAUCAAAGACCCCACAAGAAACGGCCCCCUAUAAACGGUGUUGAUAUAUCUUUCGAUGACGAUAUCGAGACAUUAAAGGGGUUUGGGCACAAUAACAAGGAAACCUUAGGGGAGCUGCUUUUUGCCUUUUUCAAAAAGUACGGGCACGAGCUAGAUUAUGAGAAGAGGGUCAUAUCAGUCCGCCAUGGAAAGCUUCUGUCUAAGGAAGAAAAGAAUUGGCAGUACCUUCAGAAUAACCGACUCUGUGUUGAGGAACCAUUCAACUUUACUCGAAAUCUGGGAAACACAGCUGAUGACUCGUCAGUUCGCGGGCUUCAUCUGGAAUUCAGGAGGGCGCAUAAGAUACUAUCGGAGGAUGCAGACUUGGCUGCUGUUUGUGAGCAGUACGAGUUCCCUCCCGGGGAGCCCCAUACAUCAGUACCGAUCCAGCAGCCGGUGCAUCGCCCUGUUACCCUCACCCGUGGUUACCCUAACCACAAGUCACGGGGAGGAUAUAAUAAUAGAGGCAAUCGGCCGCAACACUAUAUGAAUGGUAACCGGAAUGGCAACCGGAAGCCUGGUAACAACAAUUAUAACAAUCAUUCUAACAAUGUUCCUCUUCAGCAUCGCUAUCUGUCACCUGAGAUAUUCGGAUAUGUCCAGACUCCACAGGAGCAACUGUUGGCUUUGCAAGCUCAAUUUCACCAUGCACGUGUAGCCCAGGCUCAGCUCGCGCAAGCUCACGUUCACGCUCAGUUGCAUGGGCAACAGACUCAGACCCAGAGUUCUAGUGCCUCUACUAAUGCCCAUGGAUCUGCACUGACACCCCAAGACUUUGCAGCUAUGGGUACUUUAUCGUCCUAUGCAUAUUUUGCGCAACUCUGGGGGAUGAAUUACUACUACCCUUCCGCACCUUUACAUAGUGAACUCCCAACACAGAUGGCUCCACAGGUGGCGACUGGAAUGAAUGAGUCUAGGCAGCGGGCUGGCCAGCGGCGGCAUAACGGGUAUAGUGCGGGAUCAAGAUCCCAGUCUCAACCUCCCCCAUUAUCUGAAGUGUAUUCGGUGCCAAGUUAUGGUCGUGGGGGGUCAUCUGCAACAGGCGUUACUGGUUCGGAGGGUGAUGAUUUUGCCGACCAUUCUUCCAACGGAAACCCAGCAACCCCCCCCGAGGAGGAGCCGGACGAGUACGUUGGUUACUAUGCAUAUGGUGGGUCACUGCAGAGUGCCCCGGCGGUUGUUGACUCGGUCGGUGAAGAGGAGGAGCCCUUUAUAGAGCAAAAGUCUAUUGUUGAUCGUCAGUCAAUUUCACUUGGUAGCCCAGGCUCAUUUGAGGAUCGUGGGCCAGUCAUUGUCAAUGGAUCCAUCUCGACAUCUUCAGUUCCAUAUCCCGAUACUCCAUAUUCAGGCCUUCCGCUCCCUUCCGAAGAGCUGUAUCAGUACGACGGACUUAUGUCAGGUGUAGACCCGGGCGGGUCUGAGAGAUCUGGCGACAAAUCUCUGGGUACGGAGGCCAUCAAGAACGAUACGUCUUCCCUCGCCCAGAAGCUCCUCGAGGUGCAUAUUCAAGCAGCCGUCGGAGGCCCUGAGGCAGGGCUUACCGGUUCUGCUCAAACAUAUACCAAUGGUCCGUCUUCGGCGAGUGUCUCUACGUCGAGUCUCCUUUCUUCACCCCAAAACACGCAGCCGUCCCAAGUGACGUCUGACGACGAUGUGGACACUUCCGUUUCCCCUAGGCUGUCGCCUAACUUGCGCCAACGCGCGGCCAGGGAGCAACUUCUGUGGAGCAAUGCUAGGGUUCCACCUGCCGAUAAUACUAACUCCAAGACGGCUGGCGCUUCACAGGCAGACCUUGCCCCACCUCUGACACCUGUGCCUGAGGUUCGGUCUCCAUCCCCCACACCUGCGCCAAUAUCGGUACCAGCCCCAGUGCUGGCUCCAGCGAAGAGGGAAUCUAGCAGCACUUUACCGCCAAAGUCUGGACAUAAUGGGCAUAGUGGAAGGAGAAGUGGCAGAAAUCAUUCUGCACAGGUACCUCCCACUCCAGCAGAUAAGUCGUCCAAGAGUUCUGUUGCGGAAGACCAAAAAGAGGAACUCACCCAAAACAAAUGAUUCUCCUCCUGUUAAUGAAGCGGACCGGAAGGGUGGAUAGGCUGACUCUUCCCUCUUUUCUUCCACACUUCGCCUAGUUGCCAGGUGUUUGGGGGUAAAGUUGAGUUUGUACGAUGGAAUUGUCGAUACAUGACAAAAAGUGAUGACUCUGGCGCAGGAGUGUAAUCGAUUGUUUUUCCUUAACUCUAUUUGCAGUUGGCCCCUGUUUUGUGCUUUUUCUUUUGUUUUUGCACUCGGGAUUAACGGUGGUGGGUUUUCAGAAUGCGUGAUUUUUACUUUUCUUCCCUAGCAUUUCUUUUUUGCCCCCUUUCCCCGUGCUAUUUCAGAAUCAAUGUGGGUUUCUUGGUCUGUUAUAUCUUAUUAAUACGGAAACGGGAUUGAUCCAUGGCAACUGCAUUGUCCAUAUCAUUUUUAUCCCUAGUUUUUUUGUAUUCCCACUUCACUCCCUUUCCCACUGGCUUAUUUUUGAAUUUUUCCUUUUUUUUGACGUUUUGCGUUAUUUCGGGGCUUACUUUAUAAACAAACACUUUUUUUUUUCUUUCCGUUUUCACUUUCCGUUUUCACUUUUUUCCCUUCUUGUUUUUGCUUUUUCACGUGACGAGGAAAGGUAGCCUGUGGAAUUGGAUGCAGCAGCAAAGGAAGAAAAGGCUCAGGAAUUUGUAAAGAACAGUUUUCUUCUUCAGUUGCUUUCAUUUCCUUCAUUUAUCCUUGUAUCACCAUAACGAACAACCAGGCACAACAAAAGGCUUUCUCGCCCUCAACAGAGAGAAAUUGCCUAAAGCAUCAUCGUCACUAUGGCAGAGAGGGCCGCGAAUUUCUCUCUAUUUUUUUUAUCCCCUUUCAGUUUCUAUAAAAAAAAAAUUCCAUUGACAGUGUUUCUUUUGUCUUUAAAUUUUUUUUUUUUUGCUCACUUAUAGGGCCUUUUAUACUCUUAUACACCGGGUUUUUCUCUUCCUUUUUAUUGCGUUUUUGCUAAUUUUUUACCAUGGGAUGGAGCGGAUGCGGAUGGAUUGGUGUCUUGUUUGGGAGUCUUUUGCUUUUGUUUCCAUUUUAUUUAUAUAUAUAUAUAUAUAUAUUACAUCUGACUUUUACUUA